Messenger RNA from Cornus florida, 1263 nucleotides. RefSeq lists its product as uncharacterized. Bases 1 to 1263 code for a protein of 420 amino acids. NCBI's taxonomy places the organism in Eukaryota, Viridiplantae, Streptophyta, Magnoliopsida, Cornales, Cornaceae. The transcript has 4 exons. The record is from RefSeq and is a predicted model, not a curated record.
AUGGCUAUGUUUAAGAUAUACAAAAAUAUUCCACUGAUCCACAUUUAUGUCAGUAAGCCAAAUGAAGAGGAUAAUGAAGCUGUUAGAUCAGUGGAAGAAGAAGUUGACACUGAUAAUGACAGUAUUUUCAGUGUUAAAAAUCAGAAUGCUGACAGUAAUGGCAAUGCUGAAAAUCAAAAUGUUGAGAAUGAGAAUGCUAACAGUGAUGGCAAUGUUGAAAAUCAGAAUGCUGAGAAUGAUGAGUUUGGUAAUAUUGAAGUAGAUGAUGAGGAAUUGGAUGAUGUGUCCCUGUAUGACAUAAGGUUUAAAAAGAAUGAAAGAAAAAGGGUCACUGCUAUAUGUGUGAAUGGAUGUGGAUGGAGGAUACAUGCCUCUUUGAGAGGAAAUGGCAACUUUGAGCUAAGUACAAUUAAACCUAAUGAUCCUGAUUGCCCUGAAGCUGAGAUAAAUAGGCAAGCAACUUCUACCUACAUUGCAAAGAAGUUCAAAGUGAUGAGGGCAAAGAGGAAGUCCUUGGAGAUUAUUGAAGGUCACCAUGAGGACCAAUUUUCCAAAAUUAGAGAAUAUUUUGCCCUUGUAAUGAAGAUAAAUCCUGGUAGUGUUUGUAAGGUAAAGACAAAGUUGGAGCCUGAUAGGAUGUCAACAAGAUUGGAGAGAGUCUUUUUCUCUUUAAAUACAAUGUGGAGGGGGUUCAUGGAGGGUUGUGGGCAUUUCAUUGGAUUGGAUGGGUGUUUCUUGAAGACUCCUUAUAAUCAGAUUCUACUUAGUGUUAUUGGUAGAGAUGGAGACAGUAGUUUUUAUCCCAUUGCACUUGUUGUUGUUGAAGCAGAGACUAAGGACAGCUGGGAUUGGUUGAUAAAGGAGUUGAUGGCUGUUAUUAGUCCCUACAAAGCAAUAACUUGGAUUUCAGACAGACAGAAGGGCUUGGUGGACACACUUGCAUCUUUGGAUGGUGGUCAAGAUUAUAGGUUUUGUGUUAGGCACUUGCAUGAAAACUUUAAAAAGAAAUAUCUAAGCAUGAAGUUGAAGCAAAUGGUGUGGAAUGCCGCAAAUGCAUUCAAUAAACCUGAGUUUAAGAAAUAUAUGCAAAGUAUAAGGGAACUCAAUGGUGAGGCAUAUGACUGGUUGUGCAAAAUCCCAUUUAGGUUUUGGACCAAGUCUAAGUUCACAGAUUCUUCCAAGUGUUAUCUUAAUAGUAAUAAUAUGUGUGAAUUAUGGAAUUCACACAUAUUAAAGGAAAGAGACAAGCCUAUCAUUUCAUGA